Chiloscyllium plagiosum (whitespotted bambooshark) is the source of this 372-nucleotide messenger RNA. The record is from RefSeq and is a predicted model, not a curated record. NCBI's taxonomy places the organism in Eukaryota, Metazoa, Chordata, Chondrichthyes, Orectolobiformes, Hemiscylliidae.
AUGAAGCAGCUAAAGGAAGAACUGCAGAGUGAGUCAUUCUGGAGAGCUCUGACUGCUGAAUUCCUGGGUACUGCAGCCUUUGUAUUCUCCAGUGUGGGCUGUGCUCUGCCCUGGGCUGGAAACAGCCCUAGCACUCUGCAGAUAGCUUUGGGCUUUGGUCUAGGAGUGACCACUGUCUCUGUGUUCACACAGGGAGUGAGUGGGGGCCAGCUCAACCCUGCUGUCAGCUUUGCUUUGUUCCUCAGUCUGCGAAUUAGCCCACUUCGGGCUGUACUGUACAUGGCUAUGCAAGGGCUGGGGGCAAUCACAGCGUGCGCCCUACUCUACGCACUUACACCGCAAGAUAUCCGUGGAGAGCUGGGACUUAACAAG